Molecule: messenger RNA, 1281 nt
Organism: Triticum aestivum (bread wheat)
Lineage: Eukaryota; Viridiplantae; Streptophyta; Magnoliopsida; Poales; Poaceae
Exons: 3
Coding region: 147-1139 (330 amino acids)
Biological process (GO): intracellular protein transport; SNARE complex disassembly
Cellular component (GO): vacuolar membrane; SNARE complex
Molecular function (GO): syntaxin binding; soluble NSF attachment protein activity
Source: RefSeq, a predicted model, not a curated record
GCCGAAACAGGCACGAAACUCUGUCCGAUGGCAGGCAGGCAUCCUACAGAUAUAUACUUGGUACGCCGCCGUCCACGCCAGCAGAACCAAUCCAACCCUAACCCGAUCGAUCUCAACGCCGAAAGUCUGGGCUCACCGCCGCCGUGAUGGUCCACUCGAGCUGCCACGUCGUCGGGACGAUAACGUCGCUGUUUCGCCGCUACUACCACCGCCGCCACGGCUACAAGCCGAUCCAGCGGUGCGACGCCGAGGAGGAGGAAGAAACCGAAAAGGUGCAGGGCGGCGUGCUUUUCGAGUUUCGCCGCUACUACAACCGCCGGCGCGGCUACAAGCCGAUCCCGCGGUGCGACGUGGGGGAGGAGGACGCCGCCGAAAAGGCGCAGGACGGGAGCAAAAGCGUGCUGUGCGAGGGGUGCAAGAAGGUGAUCCUCAAGUGCGAGGAAGAGCUGGAUGGGGAGGGUCCGGAGGGGUGCGGCGACCGGCUCAUGGCCCGGUGCAGGUUGCGGAGCCGGAGCGAGACGAGCUUCGCCGGCUGGAAGGACUUGGCCGACGCGUCCUACAUGUACACCCGAGCCGGAAGCUGGAGAAAAGCGGUGCAGGCAUACGGCGAGUUAGCCGCCUAUUCCCUCAGGAGAGGAAGCGAGCGCUCUACAUUGCUGCAGAGACGAAGCGAGCUGAGCGCAGGGUCGGCGCUGCUCCGUUCGGCGAAAUGCUACGGCGAGAUCGAGGAGAAAAGAGAGGAGGACGUCGCCGCCAUGAAGCUCGCGCUGGAGGAGGCCCUCGCGCUGUUCGUCAAGCACGGCGACCAGAGGCUGGCCGCCACCGCCUGCUCCGACCUAGCCGAGUUCCACCUGGACCGUAACGACCUCCAGGACGCGCUCCUCUUCUACGAGCGAGCUGCCGAGUACUACGGCACCGCUGCCAACCGGCGAUCCAACCGCUUCUGCAGGUUCAGGGCUCAGCUUGUCACCUAUCUGCUCGCAAACCAAGAGGCGCUUCACGCCAAUGGAGCGUUGCCCAUUCACGACUACAAACGGAAGUGCGUGGGAUACAUGAAGCCCAGCGAUCCUGAUUGGCUUCUUCUGCUGGGCCAGAUGCUCGGCACCAGCAGCGUAGCGCACGACUAUCAGCCUUUUUGAUUUAGUAGCCAUCUAUAUCAUCUUUAGAAGACUAGACUAGAAUUGUGUGUAUCAAACACGUAGUAUGUGUAUGGCUUGCAUAUAUUUAGACUUGGACUUGUAAUUAGAGAGUUACAAGUGUUUGAGCCAAACACGUGGCUUA